GAGGGAAUUGAAACUGAUUGAUAGCCGCCCGUUUCUCUCUUCUCUUUGUUUCUUUUUUCCCGCUCGGGUGGUUUCAUGGAUUCAAUUGCAGCAGCCGUAGCCACAGUCUCUCUUGAACAAGAGGAUUGGGAGCUUUGCAACGACGAUGGAUUCGUCUACAAGCGGAAGAGGCGCCGAUUGGACCCUGCGGAAGCUGUGGCAGCUCGCUCGUCGGUGGCUCAGGCGGCGGACCUUGAGGCGGAGGAGAAUCGGCGGCGAGAGCGCAGGAGGAAGACGUUGUUGAAAGUUAGGGCGAAGUACCGGAAAGAGAUUGAACAGUGGGAGGUUUUGUCGAGCAACCUGCGGGCGAUGGAGGAGAGGGCUCGGAAGCUACAGGAACAGUACCGACAGGAAGGGGAAGUAGGUAUGGCGUCGCGUCUGGAGGCUUCCUUGUUGACUGAAGUUCAGCACAAGGAGCUUUCGUGCGCGUCAAUGGUGGAAGAUCUUCUCUCUCAGGUAGAAGCUCCGGAAGCCAUCAUUCGUAAUGUUUCAAAGCUUUGUGAUAUAGCCGAAUCAUUGUGCAUGACGGAAGAAAACCAAUUGAAACAGCGUCUAAUUGAUCUUCCCAUCUGGGCUUCACCACGUGAGCUCAUGGCCUCACUGUGCGACGAGUAACGAUUCGAGCAUCGAAGAGAAACAGGAGCCAAGGACCUUCCAUUUGUAAGAUCUUACUAUGAAUCCUAUGAAAUCACCGAAGUGUAGCCUAGUUGUGAAAGUAGAUAGCAAACCCUUAUGCUUGUAGACUUAGUUCAUUGUCGAUAUUGAAAGGAAUUUAGUGAUCUUAAUUUCAUAGAAAUGUCGAUGUUCAUGUCAUGAAUAUUUUAUUUUGUGGGGUCUUCCUUGUGCUUCCUCUCUA
Cucurbita maxima (winter squash) is the source of this 895-nucleotide messenger RNA. RefSeq lists its product as uncharacterized. Bases 76 to 654 code for a protein of 192 amino acids. The transcript has 2 exons. The record is from RefSeq and is a predicted model, not a curated record. NCBI's taxonomy places the organism in Eukaryota, Viridiplantae, Streptophyta, Magnoliopsida, Cucurbitales, Cucurbitaceae.